Messenger RNA from Tripterygium wilfordii, 1308 nucleotides. RefSeq lists its product as uncharacterized. The transcript is spliced from 2 exons. NCBI's taxonomy places the organism in Eukaryota, Viridiplantae, Streptophyta, Magnoliopsida, Celastrales, Celastraceae. Bases 163 to 588 code for a protein of 141 amino acids. The record is from RefSeq and is a predicted model, not a curated record.
AUAGCCGUUACCCGCGUCCAGCUAUAUAUAACGCUCUGCCUCUCGCUCACGCUAGGGUUUUUGGCGCUCUUCAUUGAUCUCUUCAAAAUCUCGAUCUUCUUCUCAAUCUGAGAACCUCGACGCGACCUUGAGUCUUGGCCGUCUUCCGUCAACGCUAGGGCAAUGCAAGAAGGCAGAGCCUAUACUCGGACGCCGCUGUCCUUACUCUCGGCCUCCGAUUGUCCGAUCUCAAGGGAAGAAGCCUCUUCCGCCCCUCGUCGUGAGAAUUUAUCGGCAAAUCCUAUCGAGAGACUAGAUAUUUUCUCCAAUUUCGCUUUGUUUUCAGAUGAAGAUCGCGAUCGUGAUCUUGAUAAUCUAUCUCCCUACUCCAUCUUCAAGAUGCUCUUGAGAUAUAUUUGGGAACGCCAACGGAGCCCUAGCGAGCUGGAGGCCGAGAGGCUUAGGAAAAUUCGUGUCUUGAUGAGACUUCAUGCUAUUGUCUUCAAAGGAAUUUGGCAUUUGUUGCUAAGAAGAUUGAUAAUAUUUUACUUCAGGCGCUCGAUAAUGUGUGGGAAACUCAUUCUACUGGAGGAAAACAUGUUUUGUUAAUGGAUGCCUCAAGGAUCAAUCAAGGAAGAUAUUUCUUCUACUGUUCUGAUAUUGUUUCUUCUUACAAUUACGCUAUUGCAAACAGGUUGACAUUGGUAGACUACCAAUGUACCAAUUGUAAUGAUGAUUCAUCUUCUACAUUGGAAGAUAUUUAUCCUAUGUUUGACGAAUGUGGUUAAAUCUUGCAACUGUUUUUUGCGGUCUUUCUGGCGUGGAAGUUAAGGAAAGCGCUCCUAUAUUCUGAUCUAAUUCUGGUAUGACUACAGUUUUUGCCUUUUUGGAGGUUCAGGUCAACAAACUUUUACCCCGUUACAGGCAACAUGAUAAAAUUUCUAUCAUAGCUUAUGCUUAUUGACAUUUUGUUCUACUUUUGACUGCAUGAAUUUAUCUGUUAAUUUCUCUAUUUUGUAUCUGAAGUGGUAUUCAAGCACUAAAAAUAUCUCUGUGGAAUAAUCUGCCGGGGGUUCGUUGAUCAACUUGCUUCCUUGAAUCAUCAAUUCAUCACUGAAUCAGUUCCCCCAAAGGCAGAUUUCAAUGAUUUCAUCAGCAGAGUGAUUCUCUAUAUGAGCUCGCUUUCCAUGGUCCAAAAUUCGCAUGGUUGGGGAGGGUCGGUUUGACAUGGAAAAGACUUGUAAAGCUCUUGUAAUUCAUUUUCUGUCUUGUCAAUUUCUACUAGUUUCUGUUGCUCAUAUGCAGUAGAAUCGUGCGUAUAACUCUUCA